Molecule: messenger RNA, 642 nt
Organism: Dictyostelium discoideum AX4
Lineage: Eukaryota; Evosea; Eumycetozoa; Dictyosteliales; Dictyosteliaceae
Product: kinase motif-containing protein
Exons: 2
Coding region: 1-642 (213 amino acids)
Molecular function (GO): protein serine/threonine kinase activity; ATP binding
Source: RefSeq, a predicted model, not a curated record
AUGGUCCUCAGAUAUAGUUAUGUUUUUAAACAACCAGUAAAUUAUUCUAAUAUUGAAUUGAAUGAAAUUAAAAAUAUUAAAGAUGAAAAAGUUAGACAAAAUUCUAUUUUUAUUAGCUAUUUAAAUGGCUUAUAUAAUUCUUUAAAUGUUUUAGAAAUGGUUUCAAUUUCAGGUUCAUUACCUAGUAAAUUGAUUCAAUCAAUUUUUAAAAUAAUUUUAAGUAAUUAUGAUUAUAAUGCAAUUGGUAAACAUUUUAAAACUGAAUCAAUUUUAAUUGGUGAAAGUUUAUUUAAAUGGCCAUCACCAAGAAUUCAACAAUUUGACCAAUUUUUCUUCCAAGAUUACCUUUAUAGUUCACCAGAGAAUUAUAAAGGUUCAUUGGUUGGAGUUAAUGAAUACUCUAUGGUUUGGACACUUGGUAUUAUUUUAUAUCAAUGCUUAACUGGUGAAUUACCAUUCCCAACCUAUCCUAAAAUUGUUAAUUUCAUAACAAGUAGUUCUCAAAAUGUUGAGAUUCCACCACAAUUUUAUAAACCAGAAAACUCUCUCCUUAUUCAACUCAUAACGUGUUGUUUAUUUAAAAAUCCAGCCCAAAGAAUUUCUUGGAAUGAAAUAGUUAAUCAUUCAUUCUUUAAAAAUUAA